Molecule: messenger RNA, 1771 nt
Organism: Aspergillus welwitschiae
Lineage: Eukaryota; Fungi; Ascomycota; Eurotiomycetes; Eurotiales; Aspergillaceae
Product: deoxyhypusine monooxygenase
Exons: 4
Coding region: 178-1194 (338 amino acids)
Biological process (GO): peptidyl-hypusine biosynthetic process
Molecular function (GO): deoxyhypusine monooxygenase activity
Source: RefSeq, a predicted model, not a curated record
CCCACCUAAAAUUUAUUAUCGGGACGUGAUAAGAUCGAAAAUUUACCUAUCGUCGUUCAUGCCUGAAGGUCCUCUUUCCCUCUUCUCCCUUCUUUGCCCCUCGUUUCCCGCUGGAUCUCGUGAAAUUUUGCAAACUAGAAACACUCCUUAAUCAAUAAUCUUUUCUUUUUCUUUAUCAUGUCUGCUGUCAACGAGAACAACCUGGAGGGCGUGAGUGAGACUGUCCUCACCCUCCGCAAGGUUGUUGUCAAUGAAUCCGAGCCCCUCGCGCGCCGCUUCCGGGCCCUCUUUUCUCUCAAGUACCUGGCGUGCCUGCAGCCUCCGUCCGAGGACACCCUUCCCGCUAUUGAGGCCAUCGCUGCCGCUUUCUCAUCCAAGUCGGCUUUGUUGAAGCAUGAGCUUGCCUACUGUCUUGGUCAGACUCGCAACCCUGACGCUGUCGCGUUCCUUCAGCAGGUUCUGAAGGACAAGGAGGAGGAUGUUAUGUGCCGUCAUGAGGCCGCUGAGGCCCUAGGUGCUCUGGGCUACGAGGACAGUCUGGAGAUUCUCAAGGCACUGAAGGACGAUGAGAAUGAGCCCGAGGUCAUUCGGGAGACUUGCGACAUCGCCGUGGAUCGUAUCGUGUGGGAGAACUCCGAAGCCAGGAAGGCUGAGAAGUUGAAGCCUAGUGACUUCACCUCCAUCGACCCCGCCCCACCAAUGCCCCUAGAAGCCGCAGAACCCUCUAUUCCUGAGCUGGAGAAGACAUUGCUGGACACCAAGCUUCCUCUCUUCCAAAGAUACCGUGCCAUGUUUGCCCUGCGCGACCUCGCCUCGCCUCCUGAUCUGCCCACCGCCGUUCAGGCCGUCGAUGCGCUCGCCAAGGGUCUCAAGGACCCCUCUGCGCUGUUCCGCCACGAGGUCGCAUUCGUUUUCGGUCAACUUUGCCACCCCGCAUCCGUCCCUAGUCUCACCGAGUGUCUGAGCAACCAAGAAGAAGCUGGUAUGGUGCGCCACGAAGCUGCCGAGGCCCUCGGUAGCUUGGGUGACGUUGAGGGUGUCGAGGAUACCCUGAAGAAGUUCUUGAACGACCCCGAGCAGGUUGUCCGGGACAGCAUUAUCGUGGCUCUUGAUAUGGCCGAGUUUGAGAAGAACGGAGAGAUGGAGUAUGCGCUGGUGCCGGACUCUGGUGCCCCUGCUGCCGUGUCUGCUUGAUGAAUAAUGCGAACAAAAAGUCUACAAUGCCGGUAAAUAGUUGCUUUCAUGACUCAUAGAUGUACAAUUGAGAAUUUUCAAAAAAACAUAGACACCAGGUCUUUGCCGUUUAGUUGUUCGUCGAUUCCUUGUGACCACAGACACACGUGUAAAACACCGUACUACCUUCAUCUGCACUGCGCAGUUGUACGGUGGUGUAGUACAUCUCUUUCCUUCCACAUUUGAUGCAAGUAUGUUGGGUAAGGGCUUCGGUUCUUCUGUCGGACGCCGUCAAGGUCUGGACCGCAGAUCUUUUCGCUCUCAAGGCAGACGGGAAUGCGCUCGGCUUGGACUCGGAGACAAUAGUCUGGGGAACGGUGUCUUUAUUCCUAGCUCCGCAGACAUCGCAGACAAGAAUCUUAGUGGGAUCUCCAAUUGAGCCAUCCAACAGGGAGCCGCAGUCAGUGCAGAAGACGAGAGUUCCAAUCGCAGACAUAUUGAACGUUUUAGGUUUGCAGCAAAAGGUACCAGAUCAACCGGACAAUUGAAAAUCGAUAUAUGACCCUUUACUUUUUUUUUUUUCUUUCCCGCCUUGAAU